This is a messenger RNA of Musa acuminata subsp. malaccensis (wild Malaysian banana), 1295 nucleotides long. RefSeq lists its product as uncharacterized. NCBI's taxonomy places the organism in Eukaryota, Viridiplantae, Streptophyta, Magnoliopsida, Zingiberales, Musaceae. The record is from RefSeq and is a predicted model, not a curated record.
UCCAACAACCAUCUCCUUGGUUCUCUCUUUCACUCAUUGCAUCUCCUUCAUCUGUCAUCAUUCUUGUGAUCAUAGGUGUGUCAUGGGUCCAAGAAGCAGAGGAAGGAACCAUGUGUGCUCUGUGCAGCCACUGGGGCCUCUAAUGGAAGGCCCUGACCCUGAAGCACAUGGAGAAGGAGCCAAGAAGGAGAGAUACUGGGAAGUGAUCAGAACAUGGCUGCGGUUGCACAUGGACAAAGCCAUGUCGGGGGCUCAUUCCUCGACCCCUUUCCAUGCCCGCAGCGCAUCGAAGAGGACGGAUCUGAGGCUCAUUCUUGGAGUGCUGGGGUGUCCAUUGGCUCCCAUUCCGGUGACCAUUGAUGCACCAACCCACAUCUUCUGUAUCAAAGAUAGUCCCAUGGAAACGUGCUCGGCUCGUUACAUCAUUCAGCAAUACUUGGCCGCAACAGGAUGCCUGAAACAGUGCAUGAAGAGCAUGUACGCAGCUGGGACCGUGAAGAUGGUCUGCCAUGAGCCACCGAGAACGGGGGGAGAGCGUGGGUGCUUCGUGCUGUGGCAGAAGUCGCCGGGGAUGUGGUCGGUGGAGCUUGUGGUGGCCGGCCACAAGGUGGUUUCCGGUAGCAACGGCAAGGUGGUGUGGAGGAGCGUGCCAUGGCUUGGAACACACGCAGCCAGGGGCCCGCAGCGCCCGCUGCGGCGACUCGUUCAGGGGUUGGACCCGAAGAGCACGGCGAGAAUGUUCGCCGAAGCCCGGUGCGUCGGCGAGAAGCGCAUCAGGGGCGACAACUGCUUCGUGCUAAAAGUAUCAGCAGAUCGAGCUGCGGUCGCCGAGAGAUGCGACGGACCGGCUGAGGUAAUCAGGCACGUUCUCCAUGGAUACUUCAGCCAGAGGAGCGGUCUGCUCACCUACAUCGAGGACUCCCACCUCGCCAGAGUCGAAGCCCCGGGCUCCGACGCCAUGUACUGGGAGACCACCAUCGGAAGCGUUAUCGAGGACUACAGAGAGGUUGACGGAGUGCUCGUGGCUCACCAAGGGAGGUCCGCCGCCACGGUUCUCCGCUUCGGCGACGCAUCUGCGCGGCGGAGCAGGAUCAGGAUGGAGGAGGCUUGGAGGAUCGAAGACGUGGUGUUCGAUGUUGCAGGGCUUUCGGUGGACUGCUUCAUCCCCCCAAAGGAGAUCAUGGCUGGCUUCCGAGGGAAGUGAUCACCUGCAAAUGUUCAUCCCUACCAUCUGUUUGUGAAAAUGCGUGCCUGUAUGACAUCUAAUAAACGUCCAUUGCCAUGCACGGGGAAGA